AUCGAGUUCCUGCGGCUGAACAACAACCCCUGGGCCUGCGGCUGCGAGGCUCGUCCCCUGUGGGAGUUCUUCAGAGGCGCCCGUUUGUCCAGCUCCGAGGUUCUUUGCGCUUCACCUGCUUCUCGUCGUGGAGAGGACCUGCGCUUCCUGAGGGAGAUGGACUUCGCCCUGUGCCCACUUCCUGACCCCAGCUCCCUCUCUGGUACCACCACCACCACCUUCAGCACCAAGACCCGCUGGUGGUUCUCCAAGAACAAGCCAGUCAGCACUUCCAAGGGCAUCUUUGAGAAGAGCUCCGAGACCAAGGCAUACCCCUUCAAGUCCCAAUAUCCCUCAAUCACAUCUACAUCCACAAAGUAUGAGCUUGGGGAGGAAGAGGCUCUUCUUCCCAAGCUUGAC
This is a messenger RNA of Sinocyclocheilus anshuiensis, 399 nucleotides long. Its product is annotated as reticulon-4 receptor-like 1. The transcript has a single exon. The record is from RefSeq and is a predicted model, not a curated record. The annotation marks the transcript as partial. NCBI's taxonomy places the organism in Eukaryota, Metazoa, Chordata, Actinopteri, Cypriniformes, Cyprinidae.